Molecule: messenger RNA, 1371 nt
Organism: Penicillium chermesinum
Lineage: Eukaryota; Fungi; Ascomycota; Eurotiomycetes; Eurotiales; Aspergillaceae
Product: pyridoxal phosphate-dependent aminotransferase
Exons: 3
Coding region: 1-1371 (456 amino acids)
Biological process (GO): biosynthetic process
Molecular function (GO): catalytic activity; pyridoxal phosphate binding
Source: RefSeq, a predicted model, not a curated record
AUGGACGCAUCUCAACCAGUCAUUACCGCCUCCGCGGCUAAGCUUCACUUAUCUCCGACAUUGCAGAUCAAUGAACAUGUUCAUCGUGUUCGCGCGUCGGGCAAGAAGGUGGUUCACUUGGGCUUUGGAGAAGCCACUUUUCCAAUUCAGGUGGCAGUUUUGAAAGCUCAUCGCGAUGCGUCAAAUUCGACUUCAUAUAUGCCAGUAGCCGGGAUUUUGGAGCUCCGAGAGAGAAUUGCUGCAUACCAAUCGGGUCGCCUUGGUAUUCCGGUUCACGCUGACCAAGUGAUUGUUGCCCCGGGAUCAAAGCCUCUUCUCUUUGCUCUCUUCGAUUUCUUGGAUGGGGAUGUACUUCUUCCUCGCCCCUCCUGGGUUAGUUAUGAGCCCCAAGUUGCGAAUGCAGGCAAGAGGUUGUUUUGGAUCGAAACGGACAAGCAUGAUCGCCACACCUUGACAGAGGCAGCGCUCGAUCGUGCCUACAGCUCUGCGGUCGAUGCCGGCGCUCGCCCGCGUAUCAUGUUGAUCAACAGUCCUUCCAACCCGACGGGACAAGUAUUUAGUAAAGAGCAGAUCUCCCUGAUUGUCGAGUUUUGCCGCAAACAUUACAUCAUUUUGAUUAGUGAUGAAAUAUACUCUGACAUCUGCUUCGAUGCCGAUGAUGUGAAAGUCAGCGCAUUCGGAUCUGCAUACGGCAAUGAUGGCACCGUGAUUAUGACCGGCGGCCUCUCCAAGACAUAUUCUGCUGGUGGCUGGAGAAUUGGUUAUGCAAUCUUCCCCAGCUCCUCUGUCGGCAAGAGCAUCCGGCAAACUACUCUCGCCUACGCGUCGGAAUGCUGGUCUGCCGCAUCCGCACCGGCUCAAAUGGCCUCGAUCAAGGCAUUUUCAAGCAUCCACACAACAGCAGAACCCAUUGGACUUGCCAUGGACGAGUAUCGCGAGGCAGUCACUUGUCUCCACCGAAUGUGCACAAUGCGACUGUACCAUGCCCUGAAGAAUUGUGGCCUUGCAGUCGCCGAGCCAAAAGGAUCCUUCUACCUGUAUCCGUCAUUCCACCCGUACGAAUCGCAGCUAAAGAGUAUUGGUGUUGCUACCAGUUCUGAGCUGUCGACAUGGCUGAUUGAAGAGUGUGGUCUCGCGGCUUUGCCUGGGUCUGCAUUUGGGGAGAAGGAUGAGUGUGAACACUCGGGAGGUGGAAACCUCCGACUGAGGAUGGCGACAAGCUCUCUUUAUUUCUCGUCUGAGGAGGAGAGAUAUAGCAUGGGGUAUGCUUUGUUGAAGUCAGCCGUCGCGGGUGAAGAGGUGCCUCUGCCACUGUUGGAUGAAGCGAUUGCAGCAAUUCAGGCCGCGGUGAAGAUGCUCAAAGCCGUGUAA